UCGGAGUGUUUUUGCUGCGUCAUUAGCAGCAUAGCUGUGGAGCUAUCUUCGUAGUCAUGUUUAUGAUGGGUUUUAAGGUUCGAAAGGGAUAAUGACAGAGCGCAGGACGGCCUUCGGCUCACCCGCGGCGUCUCUGUGGUCAAAAAUCUCCGCCUCUCUGCCUCCCGAUGAAGGGCAGUUUCCGCUGCAGUUCAGUGAUAAGGUGCCGUUGAGCGUGGUGGAGAUGCUGAAACGGGCCCGGCAGGAGCUGUACGGCGGCGGCACGACGGGCGCCGGCCGGGUUCUUAACGCUCAGGUCAUUCUGGACUACUCAUGGGAGAGGCUGAACACGGGAACCUGGCGCCACGUGGACAAAGAGUGGAGGCGAGUUUACUCGUACGGCUGCCUGUUCAAAGCGGCCGCGCUCUGUCGAGAAGCCCCGUCAGAGGAGGGGAUCGUGCAGGCCAUCAGGACGUGCGACAUGGGUCUGCUGAUGGGUGCAGCCAUCAUGGGGAAUAUACUUCAGGUCAUAGUUUGUAUUCUGCAAAGCGAAAUAAGGAAAUUGGCAAAAGAAGAAGAUGAUCAGGAUCACGUGGAGGCUAAGAAAAGGAAGAUUGCGAGCUCACAUGUCGGUCUAAUCAGAGAAGAGUUGGCAGUUCCCAGAAUUAAGUGUCCUUCACUGGAAAGCUUCAACGCAAACCACCUCCUUCCCCUCAAGCCAGUGAUUUUAGAGGGGAUAAUUGACCACUGGCCCGCCCUCAACAAACGUCCCUGGAGGUUUGUUUUCUCCCGAUCUACGCGGAUUCAGAUGAACAUUGUGUUUCUUGAUGAGUACCUGAGGUCUGUGGCCGGCUGCCGGACCGUUCCUGUUGAGGUGGGGUCCCGCUACACAGACGAGGACUGGUCACAAACGCUGCUUACAGUCAACGAGUUCAUCGACAAAUACAUUUUGAAUAAAGGUCAAGUGUCUGAGAAUGGACACAAAGCUGUGGGUUAUCUUGCUCAGCACCAGCUUUUUGAUCAGAUUCCAGAGCUGAAAGAAGACAUCCGCAUCCCAGAUUAUUGCUGUCUCGGGGAAGGCGAUGAAGAUGACAUUACUGUAAAUGCAUGGUUUGGACCCAAGGGUACAGUAUCUCCUCUUCACCAAGAUCCUCAGCAGAACUUCCUGGCUCAGGUAGUGGGAAGCAAAUACAUACGGCUGUAUUCCCCAGAGGACACGGAGAAGCUUUAUCCCCACGAAUCUCAGCUUCUUCACAACACCAGUCAGGUGGAGGUGGAGAAUCCAGACGCUGAACGCUUCCCUGAGUUUGUCAAGGCGGCAUAUCUCGAAUGUGUCUUAAAGCCCGGAGACGUGCUGUUCAUCCCCGUCAAGCACUGGCACUAUGUCCGAUCUUUAGAAGUCAGCUUCUCUGUCAGCUUCUGGUGGUCAUGACUUCAUUUUCUAAUAAAAUCUAUUCAUUCUCCAUU
Fundulus heteroclitus (mummichog) is the source of this 1446-nucleotide messenger RNA. RefSeq names its product lysine (K)-specific demethylase 8 (gene kdm8). The transcript has 8 exons. Bases 92 to 1411 code for a protein of 439 amino acids. The record is from RefSeq and is a predicted model, not a curated record. Gene Ontology annotation, cellular component: nucleus. Gene Ontology annotation, molecular function: histone H3K36 demethylase activity. NCBI's taxonomy places the organism in Eukaryota, Metazoa, Chordata, Actinopteri, Cyprinodontiformes, Fundulidae.